Ascochyta rabiei is the source of this 1689-nucleotide messenger RNA. RefSeq lists its product as uncharacterized. NCBI's taxonomy places the organism in Eukaryota, Fungi, Ascomycota, Dothideomycetes, Pleosporales, Didymellaceae. The coding region runs from base 1 to 1689 and encodes 562 amino acids. The record is from RefSeq and is a predicted model, not a curated record. Gene Ontology annotation, cellular component: nucleus. Gene Ontology annotation, molecular function: protein binding. The transcript has 3 exons.
AUGAAGGGAUACAGUGUGCUGCGCGCAAAGCUUACCGACGAACUCGUAGCAUUACAGCAACAAACGCCCGUACAACCGUACAGCAUAGCACACCGUCUGAGGUUGGCAAAAGCCUACAGAAGCCUUGGAUACCCCGAUCUUGCUGUUGGUGAUGCAUACAAGGCGCUUUUGCUUGUUGACGAAGUGGCUGAGGAAGGCGAAUAUCACGAGGAAGCGUUGGAAGCUGCAAACGCCGAUUAUCUCUCUGAAGGAAUCGAAAGCCUAGGGCUGGAUUGUACCAAACAAGCUCAGAAUGAAGACGAGGAUAGAGUAAUUGCUUGGGUGCAAGGGCAAUGCUCGAAAACUGCGCAUGAUAUUCUCAUAGAAGGUCUCUUAGCUUGCGGUUGCUUUCGUAGCGCUUUCGACUAUAUCGCACGUGCGAUAAGAGCUUUUCCCGAUGAUGAUACCUUCAGAAGGUAUGAUGAGACCUUGACAUCAAAACUUGAGUCCUACUACGAGAAGGAAGGCAAAGACGCCAACGAUGUUGAGGUAGAAGACUAUCCCGACAAAGGACUCGUUCGUCGCGAAAAUUACCCUUGGAACGUACAUGAGCCAGAUCGCUUCUCCGAGGACUGUCUGCGGUUUUUGAACGAUGAAAUGGCAAACAUAGCACCCAAGCUGGAAGUCAAGGUCUCUGAACUACCGUUGCUUUCGACCGACUCAUCGACUAAGGGAACGAACCAAGAAGUCCAAUUUGUGAAACAACUAGGUGUGUUCGCAAAGGAGGAUAUAGCGCCUGGGGUGGAGGUACUCAAAGAGAGGUCUCUCUUGACAGCUGUGUCCAGACUCCAUGAAACGUAUUGCGACGCUUGUAGUGCCACGCUACCUGAUUCGAAAGAUGCAGAGAGUAUUAUCCAGGCAUGCGAGGAGUGUGACGAGGUGUUCUUCUGUAGCGAAGAGUGCCAUGACCUGGCACAGGACACCUAUCAUCCUUCGAUCUGCGGGGUUAGCGUUGAACCGGGCAAAGUUUCUGCUCGCGAAGCAGCAGAUUCCCUAUAUUCCAUACUCCUCGUUCGAGCCCUGGCGCUAGCAGAGACACAAGGUCUCCAUCCAUUGGAAUUGAAGGAAUUACGCUUCAUUUGGGGCGACUACCAUAGCCAGAAUCUGGAUAUCGCAUGGCAAGUCGACCCUCAAAAUCAGCUCGUCAACGCUUUCGGUGGUGUCUCUCAGACUUUGCCAUUCUCGUUCAACAACAACGUCAUCAAACCACUACAUAUUCUGGAAAAGAUGGACGUGAACAUAUUCGCACAAAGCCAUCGAUACGACACUUGGGUGUUCAAUACUAUUUAUGCUAAGCUGCGGGGUACGGCAUCCGCUCAACAGGGACUGGAUGGGCGACCGGAGAUUGGAGCUGUACAUCCAAUGUGGUGUCUAGCGAACCAUAGCUGCGACCCCAACGUAGCUUGGGAAUGGCAAGGAACCAUGAAGUUUUGGACACGAGAAAAGCUGGUCGACUGGGAGGGAAGGGACCCUACAAAGGUACCUGGAUUGAGGAAAGGCGAAGAGGUUUUCGGACAUUACUGCGACGUCAGAUUGCCUGUCAAAGAGCGCAGAGAGUGGGCAACUGGUGCGCUUGGAGGAGACUGUAUGUGCUCAAGAUGUGUUUGGGAAGAGGCAGAGCAACGCCGUGCAGAUGCUGUGGCACAGUAG